UAUUAAGCGCUGGAAAUGGGGAGAGACGGCCCCUUUGUGCGAGAUUUGGGCGGGGUUUCACAGUAUUUCGGGCCGCUCCGGGAGGCACUCCUGCCGUUUUUCCCGCCACGACCCCUGAGGCCACGCCGGGACUACAUCUCCCGUCAUGCCCGCCGGCCGGGGGGAGCCGCCGCCAUUUCGGCACCGUUCCCAGGAGCCGUUGGGUGGAGGCGGUGUCGCGUUCCCCGUUCCCCGCUGCCCACCGUCGCCAUGAGCCGCCUCAGCGGCGGUUGGGACGGCGCCGGCGAGGAAGUCCAGCUCCUCCUGGACCUAUGCCUUCACUGUUUGACAAAGAACCUUUCCAGAUAUGCUGCAGAUAUUAAGUCAUUGCCACCUAACAUAAAGGAUAAACUGAUUAAAUUAAUGAGUAUGCAAGGGCAAAUAACUGAUUCAAAUAUCAGUGAGGUAUUGCACCCUGCUGUAGAGUCUCUAGACCUCCGAGACUGUGAUAUUUCAGAUAAUGCAUUAUUGCAGCUUUAUAACUGCAAGCAAUUGAAAAAAAUCAACUUAAAUUCUUGCAAAGAAAACAGAUUGGGAAUCACUUCAGAAGGUGUCAUAGCACUGGCCUUAUCCUGUCCUUACUUGCGUGAAGCUUCUUUUAAAAGGUGCUGUGAUAUAACUGACAGUGGAGUCCUUGCUCUUGCACUCAACUGCCAGUUCCUACAAAUAGUGAACUUGGGCAGCUGUUCAGGCAUCAUGGAUGCAUCUCUGCAGGCACUAGGAGAAAACUGCAAAUUUCUUCACAGUGUGGACUUUUCAUCUACUCAGGUAACAGAUGAUGGCGUUGUAGCACUAGUGAGUGGAACAUGUUCAAAGAAUUUAAAGGAGAUCCACAUGGAACGCUGUGUGAAUCUGACUGAUGUUGCUGUGGAAGCGGUCCUUACUUCUUGUCCGAAGAUACACAUUUUUCUGUUCCAUGGAUGCCCGUUGGUGACAGAUCGUUCACGAGAUGUUUUAGAGCAGCUAGUCAUAUCAAACAAAAUCAAACAAGUAACGUGGACUGUUUACUGAUUGUUUAUCGUGUACAUGUGAGUGUAAUGUUUACAGAUGGGAGAGCUCUUUCAGAAAACAAGCUCCUUGGAGAAAUAGCUGGUGACUUUUGUACCACCAGAUUGCUUCCCUCCUUGUUCCCACCAGAGGUCUCCAUCGCCAUUCCAGUCCUUGCCUGUGAGUCUGGGCUUCCCUAUUGUCUGUACUUAGAGCCCUGUCUUCUUUGCAUCACUGAUCAGGCUUCAUUAAGGGGAAAGUUAAACUGUAAUUAAUAUUACACUGUCAUCUCUCAGCCUCCUCUUGAAGUAUCAACUUUGGCAACUACUUACCAUCUUGUAGCAUCUUAGCUACAUAUACAAACACAAUUUAAGUAAGUCCCUGUUCUGAGUUUGUAGUCUGAGAGGGUAGUUGCAACUAAAAGUACUGAGCCCAAACAUAGUAUUAACACUUACGCAGCAGUCUCUGUAAAGUUGUGACUUUAAUCUGACAAAAGUCAACAGACAGAACUGCUGAAUGGAGGUGGCAUUGACAGCAGUGCAAUUUUUUUUAAGUAGCAGCAGUCUCCUUUCACCAUGUACUUUUGCAAGGUCCAGAGGAAAAAACACAGGUACUUUUCUUUUGAUGUUACUGAUGCUGCAGGUUUCUGGUUAUAUUUACCUUCAAAUACUUGCUGGAUUUUUACACAUUCAGAAGUACAGUCUGAAUAUGUAAACAUAAAAUUGUUUUGAAGUUAUUGUGACUUAACAAAUUUCAGAAUAAUAGUUAUGACCAAUAAAAGAAUAUUGUAUAUGGGAAAAUAUGUACUUAUUUGCUCUGGCUUUUGCCUGCAUUCCUGUAUGAAAAUCCUUUUAGGGAACAAAACAUUGGUUCUCACAAGCAUGGCUGUGAGUGAAAUAGGACCAAACUUAAUGUUUGAGUACAUGAAUCUCAGGAUGGUGGAGUUCAGGAAAGUAUGUCCUGCUAUAAGCAGUUUAUAAUAUCUCCAGUGGCCUCCCAGAAAUUGAAAAUAUAACCAUUUAUAUAUUGUUCAAUUGUGGUCAUAUUGAAAAAAAUAUUUAGAAGCGUAGAAUGAGUUCAUUGCAUGAUGGAACAGUGGUCUCAUCACAAUUAUGUCAUGUUCACUGGCUUUGUUGAAAUAGCAUGAUUUCUAGUGAGACUUUUAUGAAUUCUACAUUCAACUUCUAUAAAUGCUAGCAAUUUUAGCAUUCUACAGGGCAGGUAGCACACUAUGUUAAGACUCUGCAUCUGGAAGUAGCAGGGUUUGGCUAGGGAGGUCUUACGUGGAUCUGAUGACACUUAGAAACCCAUGAGUUCAGGCAACCAUAAGGAAUAUGUUUACUUCAUAAUUUAACACUUGUCAUAGCCACAUGCGUUUUAAGUGUCGUAGAAAUUAAAACAGUCUUCUACUAAUCUAUUUAAAGUUCAGGUCAAAUUGCAUGGAAGAUAAUAAUAUAAUAUGUUGCAUCCAGUACUAUUAAAGGAUGUUAUGAUGUCUGAGAAUAAUCUCUUGUUCUUCUGUUGAUCACAUGGCUUAUGGAAGAGCAGGUCCAUUUAGAAAACUCGUUCAAGUGUAACUGAAUGCAUAAUUUUCGAACUCCGGUGCCUAAAUCCCUAAUUCUUGUUGCAUGUAGUACAAUGGCUCAGCCCAGUGAUGAAUGUGUUCCUAUGAUACCUAUAGGUAUAACUGCACCAGCACAAACCAUUCCUGCAAACAGAAGUAGUUUUGCUACAUUAGCAAGUAGCAUUUGAAGGCUGUAAUUGCAACAAAUCCUUGGACCAGAUAGAGGCCUUAGAACCUAAAUAUAUACUUAGGUUUCCUGUUUUAAUCAACCAGAUUUUACCCCCUUUUUUGGCUAAAGAGUAGUUUAUUGUUUUGCCAUGCGGAAUGCCUGGUGUCAGUUGGGGCCCAUCAUUCCUUUGAACUCUUCAACGUGAGUUGGCAAUAAAUUUGGUUUGCACUGUUUUUCAUACUCAUCAAGCUGAUUAGGCAGCAGCACUUACAUGGUUAGUAAUCAUGUCAAAUAAGUAAAGCAUAAGGAUCAGGUUUCAGGAAGGGUGCCACAAAAAGAGUAAGAAUUGCAAGCUAACACAAGUGGGAAGGGGCCUCGGGAGGUUUCUAGUCUAACUUCUGCCCAAAGCAGGGCCAGCUCAGAGCAGCUUAGUUGGCGCUUUAUCCAAACAAGUCUUGGGCAACUGAAGAUGACAGAGCCUUCACAACCUUUUGAGGCAACUUGUUGCACUGCUUGACUGUGUUAAUGGUGGAAAAUUUUUUCCUUCUAUCCUGUUUGACCCUAUUUUGUUUCAACUUACACCCUUUCUCACUGGAAGAGCCUGGCUGUCAUCCUGAUAAUCUCCUGAUAAGUACAGGCAGGUUGCUUAUAGGUCCCUUGAAGCCUUGUCUUCUCCAAGCUGAACAAGCCCAGUUCCCUCAAUCUGUUAUUGUACAACAUGUUACUGUACCAUAGUGUGGUGAUGGUUGCCAGACUCUCAUCCCAAGUGCUACAUCCCGAAAGAAAAUUAUGAAUGGAGAUAAUGUAAAGCAGCUAAAGGUGGAAGACUACCAAAGUCUGUAACAGCAAAGGACACUUAAAAAAAUUUCUAUCUGUGGGACAGUGCCACUGCUAACCUCACUGGAAAAGUUGUCCUUUUUUCCGCUUGCUAAUGUAACCUUGGAUUUGUCAUCCUGAAGGCAAAUACAGCUUACACUGUGUCCUUAAACAUGUGUGUAGAUUUACCAUGUUCUCCUAUAGCCUUUUCUAAAUAUGUAACUUAGUGGUAUGUCCUCUGUACUUAAAAAUCUGUGCAACAUUGCAAUGAAUUAAUGGUGUAUUUUUUAAGUUUGAAAAUUUAAUGCAAGUCGUGUUAAAUCCUUCACUGCCAGCGCUUGAGUCAGCUCUCUUAUGGAUUUCUUACUAGCAUAACUCUUCUGGAAUAUUUUUUUACUCUGAUAAAGCCGCAGUCAUUUUCCACAAAUGCUUACAAGUGUUGGGUGAAGUGGGAGAAGAACAUCGUGUAUGCAUUUACCACUUCAUAUUCUGUAUUGUUUGGAUAUUGUUAUUGUUGUAAAUUGUUGGGUGAGCACUGCAGAAUAUUCACACAUUGUUCUGAAGAUUAAAGUUUU
Molecule: messenger RNA, 4150 nt
Organism: Chroicocephalus ridibundus (black-headed gull)
Lineage: Eukaryota; Metazoa; Chordata; Aves; Charadriiformes; Laridae
Gene: AMN1
Product: antagonist of mitotic exit network 1 homolog
Exons: 7
Coding region: 16-1050 (344 amino acids)
Cellular component (GO): cytoplasm
Molecular function (GO): protein binding
Source: RefSeq, a predicted model, not a curated record